Pungitius pungitius (ninespine stickleback) is the source of this 2980-nucleotide messenger RNA. RefSeq names its product glycerol-3-phosphate acyltransferase 4. The transcript is spliced from 13 exons. The record is from RefSeq and is a predicted model, not a curated record. Gene Ontology annotation, cellular component: endoplasmic reticulum. Gene Ontology annotation, biological process: triglyceride biosynthetic process. Bases 740 to 2113 code for a protein of 457 amino acids. Gene Ontology annotation, molecular function: glycerol-3-phosphate O-acyltransferase activity. Lineage: Eukaryota; Metazoa; Chordata; Actinopteri; Perciformes; Gasterosteidae.
UAACAUUAUUCCAGUGUGCGGGACUGUCCCGUCUACGGUCCAGUGACAGUCCCGUUGCCAUGACGACUGUAUACAACUGUCUGCACUUGUAGCGUGGCGUUACCAUGUUGGCAACAGCGUGUAAAUCCGCCCGCGCAGUGUCAGCAAGCCUCGUCCUUUAGAACUGGACCGUUAGCUGAGCUGCUGUUAGCCGGCGGUCACGGGUCGAAGGAGCUCUAUUAUUAACCUAGAAGCUCCUUUGUGAGCCGCAGCGUGUUACGACACAGACGUAUCUCCACUUCCUAAUACACCGGCAGGUCUUUGAGCCAUUGUUGAAAAGCUGGAACGACUGCAUGCUGUCACAAACCAAUCAGUGAAUUCACAGAGGAAAUCAAGCUACUUUGAAAAGAAAGCACACCCCAGUUAAGUAUUGCAUUUGAACUAUUUCUCUUUUUAAAAUGCCCAGAAGAACAACUGUUGCCCGGGAUGCUUGAUAAUAUGUCAAUUUCAUAAUGAUUCAUGACUGAAAAUAGUUUCAUUUAAACCUAGCACAUACAUAAAUUGACCAUCGACCAAGUAUGAUGUUGUAUGACGACCAUCAACAAAGUACGAGGUCACAAUUGAGAACAAGUCACCUCAAAGGGAAGAUGGAGGAUUAUAUUGUUUCUACUUUUUCUUCAGACACGGAGGCCAAAGUAUUCAGAAGACUUGCCGAAAGCUUGGCCACGCUGUGCAGCCUGCUUUCUCUCCGUUUUACGCCAUGAAUUGGUUUACAUUUCCAGCCGACAACCUGCUGUGCCGGUGUCUCGGCAUCUCCAUCACUUGUCUCCACGCAUGGUUGACUGUUCUGUUUGUCUUCGUAAUCAUGCCUACUGUACUUGGAGUCUCUUUUGGUAUUCGGAGACUCUACAUGAGGACCCUUCUCAAGAUCUUUGAGUGGGCAACCUCACGAAUGGAGAAGGAAGCAAAGGAGAAGAAUCAGCAACUCUAUAAACCAUGUAGCAAUGGAAUCAUAGCCAAAGAGCAGGCAUCGUCGCUGCAGCAGGAGAUCCAGGAGCUCAGAGGCUCUCCCAGCAGUCUGCCCUCAGAGCCAGAGUUUGAGAUGACAGACAUCUUCUACUUCUGCCGGACAGGCGUGGAGAGCAUCUUGGACGACGAGGUGACCAAGCGCUUUUCGGCCCAGGAACUGGAGGGCUGGAACUUGCUGACUCGAAGUAACUACAACUUCCGUCAUAUUAGCAUGAGACUUACUGUCCUGUGGGGCCUGGGAGUCCUCAUCCGCUACGGCGUCCUGCUGCCUCUCAGGGUUACUCUGGCAGUCGCUGGCAUUAUUCUGCUUCUUGUCUUGACUACUUUGGUUGGCUUUCUACCAAAUAAAGAGUUAAGGUUCUACCUGAGUGAGAAGGUUCAUCUGAUAUGUUACCGCAUCUGUGUGAAAGCUCUCACAGCAAUCAUCACCUAUCAUAACAGAGAGAACAAACCAAAGACUGGUGGUAUCUGUGUGUCUAAUCACACAACCCCCAUUGAUGUAAUCAUCUUAGCCAAUGAUGGCUGCUACUCUAUGGUGGGCCAGGUGCACGGAGGGUUGAUGGGAAUGAUCCAGCGAGCGAUGGUCAAAUCCUCUCAUCAUAUCUGGUUUGAAAGAUCAGAAGUUAAAGACAGACACCUAGUGGCCAAAAGGCUAAGCGAUCAUGUUGCAGACAAAACCAAACAGCCCAUCCUGAUCUUCCCUGAGGGUACCUGCAUCAACAACACAUCAGUGAUGAUGUUUAAAAAGGGAAGCUUUGAAAUAGCCUGCACAGUCUAUCCAGUUGCCAUCAAGUACGAUCCUCGCUUCGGGGAUGCUUUCUGGAACAGCAGUAAGUUUGGCUUGGUGAGUUACCUCCUGAGGAUGAUGAGCAGUUGGGCCGUUGUCUGCAGCGUCUGGUACCUGCCGCCUAUGAACAGAGAGGAAGGGGAGGAUGCAGUGCAGUUCGCCAACAGAGUGAAAGCAGCCGUAGCUGCACAAGGAGGAUUAGUGGAUCUCAUUUGGGAUGGAGGUCUGAAACGAGCAAAAGUGAAAGACGCUUUUAAAGAGGAGCAGCAGAAACUUUACAGUGAAGUUCUUGUAGGGGGGCAGGAGGCGGGGGACUGAAGUAACAACACACAUUUGGAGGAUAAAAAUCACCACGAGCAUAAAAGCAAUACAGCUCCGACCAAAAGGACAAUAAGGACAUUGUAUGGCUGUGUCCGGGAUCUUAUAUCUGAAAUCUUGAAUUAUUUUUAUUGUUGUUAAUUAUUAUUAUCAAUGAUAAGAAGUAGAAAUGUGUGUAUUCUUACUGUAACCAUCACGUUAACCAGAUUCUCAGUGAUAAAAUAAUAUAAUGUUUAUAGUUGUAAAAUCUAUAUUUCUUGUUUAGUGUGAAUUUGGGAAAUACUAAAACUACAGCACAGGAAGCCCAAAUCCUUGGGAGUCAGACACAUACAAAUAUGUAUUUUCGUGACCCCAAUUCCCUGCCAUGUGAGCUUAAUGUAUAUCAGAUUAAAACACCGACCUCUGUAUAAAUAAUUCAAAGUUACUUCAGAGAUUCUUUGCACAGCCAUGGAGACAUCUGCGAGCAUGUUCAGUGCCGGUACUACUGCUGCAUCACUGUCAGACGGUGGCAGUGCCAACACUUGUGCGUCAGAUCGCUAAUUGGCUGAAGGCUCUAUAUGCGUCCUUGGCUUUAAUCUUUUACAUGGAAGCAGGCAAAAUAAAAUGAAACGUUUGAAGGCCAGUCGCCCACAAAAUGUGUUUUCAUUUUGUUUCCUUUCUUAGCCAGCAGGAGUCAGGGUUUGGACAUCCCUCUCGUGUAUCGUGGCGGGAGUCAGACUUUACAAAGCAGCAGAAUAAAUACACACCUUUUCCUUACCCAACCUCAUCCUGCUCAGGCUUAAGGGAAUGGAGGGUUUAUCCCAGCACUCAUUGGGGUAAACACACGCUGAAACAUCGCUACACCACAGAGUGUUCAAUCCAUCUGAA